CGCUUGCCCGCAAAUAAAACGUAAUCGGCGUACGUCAAACAGUCCCAUCCAAACCUGUUCCGGUCAACCCCAUUCUAACCUCCACUCCGCCUCGGCCCGCCGCUAUGCCGCCGGCCGGUAGCCUCACCGCCGACCAGCUCAGCUUCUUCGACACCAACGGGUAUCUCGUGAUGGAGUCGUUCUCGAGCGCGGAGGAGGUGGCGGCGAUGCGGGACCGCAUGGCCGAGCUCGUCGCCGGGUUUGACGGCGCCAGCUCCACCAUCUUCUCCACCAAGGAUCACCGGCAGUUAAAGGAUGACUACUUCUUUAAGAGUGCAGAGAAUAUCUCAUUCUUCUUCGAGGAAAAGGCGUUUGGAGAUGAUGGAUGCUUGAAGCAGCCAAACGAACUUUCAAUUAAUAAAGUUGGGCACGCAUUACAUGAACUUGACCCGGUGUUCAAAAGGUUUUCUUUCUCAAAGAGCAUUGCUAGCCUGUUCUCUUCUUUAGGCUACAAGAGGCCUUCAAUUAUUCAAUCUAUGUACAUCUUUAAGCAACCAGGUAUUGGUGGUGAGGUUGUGCCGCACCAGGAUAGUACAUUCCUUUACACGGAACCUCGAACAUGCACAGGGUUGUGGCUUGCACUUGAAGAUGCAACAGUCAAUAAUGGCUGUCUAUGGGCAAUUCCCGGAUCACAUAAAAAGGGUCUGAAAAGGCGAAUGAUCAGAGAUGAAAAUGGCACUCAUUUUGAUCACCCUUCUCCAUCCUACGACCUCAAAGAAUUUGUGCCACUGGAAGUAAAAUCCGGGGCUUUGGUGGUUAUACAUGGAGAUCUUAUACACCAGAGCUUUGAGAAUCUUUCUCAGGUGUCAAGACAUGCACUCAGCUUACAUGUAGUUGAUACUGAAGGAUGUGAAUGGUCCAAGGAAAACUGGUUACAGAGGAAAACUGCCGCUGAACCGCUUUAUGUGCCUUAGCUAAACCAGUCACUACUCGCCAGUACAGGAGCAAAAAACAGUGAUUCCAGCAAGCGGGUCCUAGUUAUGGUUUUAGUGUUGAUUGCUUAUCGUCGAUGAAAUAAAAUUGGGGAAUGCUGCCGAGCAAUGUUGUUUUCCUUUCACCUGCAAACUUUGUAAAUACUUCUCGUUGCUACUGUGUUGUCAUUGGAUAUUUCAUAUUUACGCAUGCAAUAAAUCUCCAGUUGUUAA
Messenger RNA from Phragmites australis (common reed), 1184 nucleotides. Its product is annotated as phytanoyl-CoA dioxygenase 1-like. The transcript has 9 exons. NCBI's taxonomy places the organism in Eukaryota, Viridiplantae, Streptophyta, Magnoliopsida, Poales, Poaceae. Bases 105 to 953 code for a protein of 282 amino acids. Gene Ontology annotation, molecular function: phytanoyl-CoA dioxygenase activity. The record is from RefSeq and is a predicted model, not a curated record.